UCAGAGCUACGAUGUGUCAUUGUGACUGUUGGAAAUGGUGAGUUGAACAAUGAUUUGUUUUUUAAUGUUUUCACUUCCUUUACUGAUUUUCUGCAUUAAUAAAGUUCACUUCACUUGUAGUUUAUCUUUUGUUUUGACUCCGGUUUACAGACCCAACAACAACUACACCUACUCAACCAACAACACCAGUGGCUACAACCACUAUUCCUUCAACAACAACUACAACCAGCACUAUACUAACUACAACAGCAACACCAGCUACAACCAUCAGUCCCUCCACCAUGACUACACCACUUUCUACAACAACAAUCUCCACUUCAACUACCACCACACCAGAUACAACUAUCACAACUACACCCCUAACUACAACAGUGUCCCCAACAACAGCUACACCAACUACCACCACCACAACUACAACAGCAGUCUCCCCAACAACAGCUGCACCAACUACCACCACACUAGCUACAACCAUUACAACUACACCACUAACUACAACAGUCUCCCCAACAACAACUGCAUCAACUACCACCACACCAGUUACAACCAUUACAACUACACCCCUAACUACAACAGUCUCCCUAACAACAGCUGCAUCAACUACCACCACACCAACUACAACCAUCGCAACUACACCACUAACUACAACAACAGUCUCCCCAACAACAGCUACAUCAACUACCACUACACUAACUACAACUAUUGCAACUACACCACUAACUACAACAGUCUCCCCAACAACAGCUGCACCAACUACCACCACAGUAGCUACAACCAUUACAACUACACCACUAACUACAACAGUCUCCCCAACAACAACUGCAUCAGCUACGACCACACUAGCUACAACCAUUACAACUACACCACUAACUACAACAGUCUCCCCAACAACAACUGCAUCAACUACCACCACACCAGUUACAACCAUCACAACUACACCCCUAACUACAACGGUCUCCCCAACAACAACUGCAUCAGGUACCACCACACUAGCUACAACCAUUACAACUACACCACUAACUACAACAACAAUCUCCCCAACAACAACUACAUCAACUACCACCACUCCAGUUACAACCAUCACAACUACACCCCUAACUACAACAGUCUCCCCAACAACAACUGCAUCAACUACCACCACACUAGCUACACCCAUCACAACUACACCACUAACUACAACAGUCUCCCCAACAACAGCUGCACCAACUACCACCACACCAACUACAACCACCGCAACUACACCACUAACUACAACAACAGUCUCCCAAACAACAGCUACAUCAACUACCACCACACUAACUACAACUAUUGCAACUACACCACUAACUACAACAGUCUCCCCAACAACAACUGCAUUAGGUACCACCACACCAGUUACAACCAUCACAACUACACCACUAACUACAACAACAAUCUCCCCAACAACAACUACAUCAACUACCACCACACCAGUUACAACCAUUACAACUACACCCCUAACUACAACAGUCUCCCCAACAACAGCUGCACCAACUACAACCACCGCAACUACACCACUAACUACAACAACAAUCUCCCCAACAACAGCUGCACCAACUACAACCACCACAACUACACCACUAACUAUAACAACAAUCUCCCCAACAACAGCUGCACCAACUACAACCACUGCAACUACACCAGUAACUACAACAACAGUUUCUCCAACAACAGCUGCACCAACUACCACCACAUUAGCUACAACUACCUCUACAAUGCCACAAACGACAUCUGUUUCUUCAACAACUACACCAACAACAAUUCCACAACCAGUUACUACACCUGAUGACACAACGUCUUCCCCAACAUCUGUAACCGAAGUCUUAAAUUCAAGUGAGUAAGGCAAAUCAUGUUUGUUUUUCUUUAGUUUUUUUAACUAUAUAACCAUCUCUUAUACAUAGAUACAUACAAGUGAUGUGCAUUUGAACUAAAAAUGGCCUGGAUUGUAAUGUUAAGGUCACUGUGCUUCUAGUUGUUGUAGUUCUGAAGAUGAGGCUUUCCUCUUCAUCUCCCCUGUCUGAGGAUGAGUUGAGGACUACUGUCAUACAACAGGUCAGUCUCUUCUUAUG
This is a messenger RNA of Larimichthys crocea (large yellow croaker), 2084 nucleotides long. Its product is annotated as probable serine/threonine-protein kinase clkA. Lineage: Eukaryota; Metazoa; Chordata; Actinopteri; Sciaenidae. Bases 50 to 1801 code for a protein of 583 amino acids. The transcript is spliced from 2 exons. The record is from RefSeq and is a predicted model, not a curated record.